CGCUGCCUGCUGUGCCGGGGCUGGGAGCGGCUCCCAUCGCUGCCUCCUCGCCUUCCGCUGCGGCCGCCCAGCCUGAAUGCGGGGAUCUGACUGAGCGGGCCUGUGCCGGCCCCACAACCCCCCUGGCACGUCUGGCCGGCCCUCAAACGCAGCGACGGGGUCGGCAGCUGUGGAAACGCCCCUUCCCAGCGCGCUGCUCUCAGCCCUGCGGGGGGGAUUGACUCUUCCCUCGACCUAGCAACUCCCCGAGAGUUUUAAUCCAAAAUUUGCACAUUCAAACACAUGCUGACAUGAGCAACGAAUUCAGAGAGAGAGGGUCUGGACGAGGAAGAGGCAGCUUUCAAAGCUGGAGAGGAAGAUGGAGAGGAAGAGGAGAUGGAGGAAGAGACUGGAAAAGAAACACUGGAAAGUUUGAGUCUGUACAACCUCGGUUGAUUCAGUCAACACUGGACCAGAUUACUCCAUAUAAAGGCUGGAAGCUUUAUUUCUCUGAAGCUUAUGAUGGCAGCUCUCCUUUUGUCCAGAAGAUUCAAGCAUUUGAAAAGUUUUUCAUGCAUCGGAUUGAACUUUAUGAUAAGGAUGAAAUAGAAAGAAAAGGAAGUAUUCUUGUGGAUUUCAAAGAACUUGUACAAGAUAAAGAAUUAAUUGAAUUGAUACCCAGUAUUUUUACUGAAUUAAGGGAUAUGCCUCAGAAAAUACUGGACUGCAUGGGUUUGGCAAUACAUCAGGUAUUAACUAAAGACCUGGAAAGGCAUGCAGCUGAACUACAGGAGCAGGAAGGCUUAUCAAUUGAUGAAGAACCUAUAAUAAAUGUGCCAUAUAUUCAUGCAAGAGUGUACAACUAUGACCCGUUGACUCAACUAAAGAAUGUUCGGGCUAAUUGUUAUGGAAAGUAUGUUGCCCUGCGAGGCACUGUUGUGCGUGUCAGCAACAUUAAACCUCUGUGCACCAAGAUGGCCUUUAUAUGCAGCGCAUGUGGGCAUAUUCAGAGUUUUCCUUUGCGUGAUGGAAAAUAUUCUGUCCCCACAAAGUGUCCUCUGCCUGAAUGCCAUGGACGAUCGUUCACUGCAGACAGAAGCUCUCCUUUAACAAUUACAGUGGACUGGCAGUCUAUUAAGGUUCAGGAGCUCAUGUCAGAUGAUCAGCGAGAAGCAGGUCGAAUUCCUCGCACAAUUGAAUGUGAGCUGGUUCAGGAUCUUGUAGACAGUUGUGUUCCAGGAGAUACAGUCACGAUCACAGGAAUUGUUAAGGUGUCAAACACCGAAGAAGGAGCAUCUAGAAACAAGAAUGACAAAUGUAUGUUCCUGUUGUACAUUGAGGCAAACUCCAUCAGCAACAGUAAAGGACAAAAAGUCAUGAAUUCUGAGGAUGGGACUAAUCACAGAGUGUGCAUGGAAUUUUCACUUAAAGAUCUUUAUGCUGUGCAAGAAAUUCAAGCUGAGGAAAAUCUGUUCAAGCUAAUUGUCAACUCACUUUGUCCUACUAUCUAUGGUCAUGAGAUAGUAAAGGCAGGUUUGGCACUGGCAUUGUUUGGAGGAUGCCAAAAGUAUAUGGAUGACAAAAACAGAAUUCCAGUGCGAGGAGACCCGCAUCUUCUGGUGGUUGGAGAUCCAGGAUUGGGAAAGAGCCAGAUGUUGCAAGCAGUGUGCAAUAUUGCCCCUCGUGGUGUUUACGUUUGUGGCAAUACCACCACUACCUCAGGCUUGACUGUAACUCUGUCUAGAGAUAGUACUUCUGGAGAUUUUGCUUUGGAAGCUGGUGCUCUGGUGCUUGGAGAUCAAGGUAUUUGUGGAAUAGAUGAAUUUGAUAAGAUGGGAAGCCAACACCAAGCUUUGCUGGAAGCCAUGGAACAGCAAAGUAUCAGCCUUGCUAAGGCUGGCAUUGUUUGCAGCUUGCCAGCUAGGACAUCCAUCAUUGCUGCAGCAAACCCAGUUGGGGGACAUUAUAACAAGGCCAAAACGGUCUCUGAGAAUUUAAAAAUGGGGAGUGCCUUAUUAUCCAGGUUUGACUUGGUGUUUAUCCUGCUGGACACUCCGAAUGAAGAUCAUGACCAUUUGCUUUCUGAGCAUGUGAUGGCAAUGCGAGCUGGGAAACAGGCAGUGCACAGCAGCGCCGUCGUGACUCGCACCAACACACAAGAUUCGAACACCUCCCUCCUUGAGCCAGUCUCAGAUAAACCAUUAUUAGAAAGAUUAAAGGUCAUGCCUGGAGAAAGUUUUGAUGCCAUUCCACACCAGCUAUUGAGGAAAUACGUUGGAUAUGCUCGGCAGUAUGUUCACCCAAAGUUAUCUCCAGAAGCUGCUCAGGUCCUCCAGGAUUUCUAUCUUGAGCUCCGGAAACAGAACCAAGGAGUAGACAGCACACCUAUCACUACAAGGCAACUAGAGUCCCUGAUUCGACUUACAGAGGCACGAUCAAGGUUGGAAUUAAGGGAAAAAUCAACCAGAGAAGAUGCUGAGGAUGUAAUUGAAAUAAUGAAAUACAGUAUGCUAGGAACUUAUUCUGAUGAGUUUGGUAAACUGGACUUUGAGCGUUCGCAGCAUGGUUCUGGAAUGAGUAAUAGAUCACAAGCAAAGAGAUUUGUUUCUGCCCUCAACAAUAUUGCAGAACGAACUUACAACAACCUCUUUGAAUUUCAGCAGCUUCGGCAGAUUGCAAAGGAGUUACAAAUAAAAGUAUCUGAUUUUGAAGGCUUUGUUGGGUCUCUAAAUGACCAGGGCUAUCUUUUGAAAAAAGGUCCAAGAGUUUAUCAGCUUCAAACUAUGUGAAGGAACCGCUACAAUGAAAGCAGAUGUUCUUGAUGCACAGUAACACUAUUUGAAAUGGAAUAACUAGUGGAUAUGUGGCAGCAGGCAUCCCUUACCACAUAACUUGCAGUCUACUAAGGAUAUUCCUAAAUAAAUUUUACAGAUGCCCAAAGCCGCUAAUAGCUGAGUCCUGACAAUCCCCAAA
Molecule: messenger RNA, 2952 nt
Organism: Pelodiscus sinensis (Chinese soft-shelled turtle)
Lineage: Eukaryota; Metazoa; Chordata; Testudines; Trionychidae
Gene: MCM8
Product: minichromosome maintenance 8 homologous recombination repair factor
Biological process (GO): double-strand break repair via homologous recombination
Cellular component (GO): nucleus; MCM complex
Molecular function (GO): single-stranded DNA helicase activity; ATP binding; ATP hydrolysis activity
Source: RefSeq, a predicted model, not a curated record